AUGAAACCCAUGGAAGCACAGGAAACUUCUAGAAACCCUUUAGCCACGCCCACCCGGGAGUCCCAAGAGUGGAAACAAGUAACGUCCCUUUACGAGGUUCUAGCUCCCACUCCCAAUAGGGAUAGAUCCCGCGUGAAGAGAUUUCUGGGUGGAUUGGCACCUGGUCUCCGCUUAUUUCCGGUCAACGAUGGCUAUGGCAACCCAGCCAAGCGGCGAUCGAGAACGAAGAAUCCGAGGCGGCUCAAGGAUAAGACGACCAGGAAACCGACGCAAAUGGCUAAAUUUCGGGCCGAAGGUGAAGACGAUGAGGCGGGCGAGGCAGGUGAUGCUAGACAGGCAGAGGCAACUACGGGAGCCUUCGUGCGUCCAACGGAGCUGACCAUUUCCAUUCGCAAAACGGACAAGUUCGGCCAGUGGGUCUACAAUCCCUGGGGCGCCACCUUCGGCAAAGUGUGGCAGGACACCCGCUUCCAUGUGAACCACCAGAGCCGAAUGCCCCGCCUGCAUAUCGACUCGGACCCCGGCAUGGACUACUAUCCCGAUGACGAGGGCAUAAGCACCGUCUGUCUGGGCCGCUCGACCGUCUACAAUGUGCCCAGGAUCAUGAAGUAUUUGACGGGCAAGCGGUAUCGAUCGCCCCACGUGAAACGGGCUAUUUGGAUGGGUUACCGCCUGAACAUCUUCAAGCUGGGCAGGUCGGAGGAGUGCCGCACGAUGAACCUCACCGAGUGGCUGCCGUUCCAGGAAUGCAAUCUCAGACGCCACCAGCGGAUGGAGUACGUGCUUUACAAGUAUCCCAAGCAUCAACUGUAG
Messenger RNA from Drosophila takahashii, 813 nucleotides. NCBI's taxonomy places the organism in Eukaryota, Metazoa, Arthropoda, Insecta, Diptera, Drosophilidae. The record is from RefSeq and is a predicted model, not a curated record.